Tachyglossus aculeatus (Australian echidna) is the source of this 2721-nucleotide messenger RNA. RefSeq names its product transmembrane channel like 2 (gene TMC2). The record is from RefSeq and is a predicted model, not a curated record. Gene Ontology annotation, biological process: detection of mechanical stimulus involved in sensory perception of sound; vestibular reflex. Gene Ontology annotation, molecular function: mechanosensitive monoatomic ion channel activity. The coding region runs from base 1 to 2721 and encodes 906 amino acids. Gene Ontology annotation, cellular component: plasma membrane. The transcript is spliced from 20 exons. NCBI's taxonomy places the organism in Eukaryota, Metazoa, Chordata, Mammalia, Monotremata, Tachyglossidae.
AUGGAAGAAGAUAAAAUUGGGGUGGAUGGACGAGUGGAGAGAAACUCCCGAACUGAAGAUGAUAAGAAAGGGAAGAAAAUUCCAGGGAAGCAAAACCUGAAGGUGGAGUCCUGCAUGAACAACAGGGAGACCCACUCCAGCAAGAGAAAGAAAGAAGGUGGCAGCAGCCAGGAAGAAAGCAAAAGAGGGGAUAAAACCAGAUCUCCCCGGAGGAAGAGAGCUGUCCGGAGGAAACACCGAGAGGAAAUUGGGGAUGAGGAAUGGGAGAACAACUGCCAGGAGGGUGAAAGUCCGGGUCAGAAGGGUUCUUGCAAAGUACAGAAGGAGGACAAAAAUAAGGCAAAGCAAAUAAAAAGAAAGGAAGAGAAGAAAAAAAAGCAGACGAAAACCAGCAAUUCCGUCUCUGUAUCCACCUCUUCUGAUGAGGAGUCCAUGUCAGAGGAGGAGCUGGCUCGCAUCAUGGAACGGGUAGAUGAAAAGAAGAAACUCAUAUCCACUAUGAGGAAUAAACCCUGGAGGAUGAUGAAGAAAUUGGAAGUGCUCAGGGAGGCACAAGCUUUUGUCGAGAAGUUUGAAGGAGCAUUAGGAAAGGGAAAAGGCAAGAAAUUCUACGCUUAUAAAAUGAUGAUGACCAAGAAAUGGGUCAAGUUUAAGAGAGAUUUCGAUAAUUUCAAGACUCAGUGUAUUCCAUGGGAAAUGAAGAUCAAAGAGAUUGAAAGUCAUUUCGGGUCCUCGGUGGCAUCCUACUUUAUCUUCCUACGUUGGAUGUAUGGGAUUAACCUGGUUCUUUUUGGGCUGAUUUUUGGGCUAGUGAUCAUUCCAGAGGUGUUGAUGGGAGUGCCUUACGGGAGUAUCCCUCGGAAAACGGUGCCCAGAGCCGAAGAAGACAAAGCGAUGGACUUUUCUGUGCUUUGGGAUUUUGAGGGUUAUAUCAAAUACUCUGCUCUCUUUUAUGGAUAUUACAACAACCAGAGGACAAUUGGGUGGUUGAAGUACAGAUUGCCCAUGGCGUACUUCAUGGUUGGAAUCAGUGUCUUUGGCUACAGCCUGAUGGUCGUUAUCAGAUCGAUGGCAAGCAAUGCUCAAGAGAGCACUGGCAAUGGCGAUGGGGAAAACUUCACUUUCAGCUUCAAAAUGUUUACUAGCUGGGACUACUUGAUUGGCAACCCAGAAACGGCUGACAACAAGUAUGCAUCCAUCACUACCAGCUUCAAGGAGUCAAUUGUGGACGAACAGGAGAGUAACAAAGAAGAGAACAUCCACCUGACGAGAUUUCUCCGUGUUCUGGCCAACUUCCUCAUCAUCUGCUGCCUCUGUGGGAGUGGCUAUCUCAUUUAUUUCGUGGUGAAGCGAUCCCAGAAUUUUUCAAAAAUGCAGAACGUCAGCUGGUAUGAAAGGAACGAGGUGGAGAUUGUCAUGUCCCUAUUGGGAAUGUUCUGCCCUCCGCUAUUCGAAACCAUCGCGGCCCUAGAGAAUUACCAUCCUCGCGUUGGGCUUAAGUGGCAGUUGGGAAGGAUCUUCGCUCUGUUCCUUGGAAACCUCUACACUUUCCUCCUGGCACUGAUGGAUGACGUCCAUCUCAAGCUGUCCAAUGAAGACAAGGUAAAAAACAUCACCCACUGGACCCUGUUCCACUAUUACAACGCAUCCGUGGGGGAUGGAAACGGCACGACUUCUCCGCUCCACCCAGCCGACGUGCCCAGGGGCUCCUGUUGGGAGACGACUGUGGGCAUUGAGUUUGUGAGGCUGACCGUGUCUGACAUUCUGGUGACAUUUAUAACCAUUCUGCUGGGAGACUUCCUCCGCGCUUGCUUCGUCAGAUUCAUGAACUACUGCUGGUGCUGGGACCUGGAGGCUGGAUUUCCCUCUUAUUCGGAGUUUGACAUCAGCGGAAAUGUUCUCGGUCUGAUCUUCAAUCAAGGAAUGAUCUGGAUGGGCUCCUUUUACGCCCCUGGUCUCAUUGGUAUCAAUGUGCUGCGCUUACUGACAUCCAUGUAUUUUCAGUGCUGGGCCGUGAUGAGCAGCAAUGUCCCGCAUGCGAGGGUUUUCAAGGCCUCCAAAUCGAAUAACUUUUACAUGGGGCUUUUACUGCUGAUCCUCUUCCUCAGCCUCUUGCCUGUGGCCUAUACCAUCAUGUCCCUCCCUCCUUCCUUUGACUGUGGUCCUUUCAGUGGAAAGAACCGGAUGUACGAUGUCAUCCAGGAGACCAUCGAUAACGACUUCCCAUCCUUUAUCGGCAGGAUCUUUGGCUACAUUGCCAAUCCGGGUCUGAUCAUCCCUGUGAUCCUACUGAUGGUCUUGGCCAUCUACUAUCUGAAUUCGGUCUCUGAAGGUCUCGCUCGUGCCAACGCAGAAUUGAGGAAGAAAAUCCAAGGGCUUCGCGAGGUUGAGAAAAGCAAAAAGUCUACCAAAGGCGGUUGUGCAGCGCAAGGUUCAGGGGGAACAUUCGCAAACAAUUUACAAAAUGCUGGUCAACUCCGCCCUUCCAAGGAAGAGAACAAGACGGACACUCUCGAUAAGCAGCUGUCGGCACGGAGAGAGGGCCAGAAACCCAGGAUUGCCAGCUCAGGAAGAGGAGCAAAGAUGCCUGUGACCCUCCACCUGGUUGUGACCCAUGACCCCGGCUCUCGGCCCCAGGCCACCUCCCCUAACCAGUUCCAACCCCAUUCCUUACCAGGGCCACGGCUUUCUGGGAAGGCCCAGGGGACUCCUGACCCAUGA